AUGCACGUUCCGUGGAGCCUCAAUGUGGUGUUGGCCCUCUCAGGGUUGAUUGUGUGUCAAACACUUCCAAAAGACCCUUCAGGCCCCGACGACCCUCCUGCUUUUCCUGGUCAUGGAGAACUUGGGACUGAAGGCAAUUGGCUCGGGAUCAGGUUGUUCAAAUACUCUGGCUGUGAUUCCGGCCAGCAGAAGAAAAUCAACGAUGCUUAUUGGGAUAUGUACAAAAUUCUCGAUACUCCGGGAGUCGGACGAGAAGUCGACUUCAAUUCGGCGGCGGCCCUUGAGUUCUUUGGGCCACCUGCACUGAACAGAAACGAACAGAAGGGAAUACUCCAUGUAUUAGACAGGCUAUCGACAAAUUGGCCGAGUUUUGCCAAUCCAUUUGCCCAUUGGAUCCAUGUCCGGUGUGAUGACCCCUCUAAGCUAUGUACUCAUCCCGAGGAUCCUUGCCAACCAAACAAUCGGCGGAUACUAGAUCUAGCGACGGCCGAAACCGUUGCAUAUUCAGCAAAUCGAGAUUCUGAAUCCGGCUAUCCCCGAAUCAACUUUUGCCCAAUUUUCUUCAACAAUGCUGAAUACCCCUAUCUCCAGAAUGCAGUAGCAAAAGGGGUACUUUUGCGGGAACCCUUUAAGUAUGACCUGAACUCGUACCACAAGAAUAAAGCCACCAUUUUUCUCCACGAGAUGUGCCAUUUGGACCUUGCCGUAGGCUCUCCGGACAAGGUACCCCACAUUCGUGAUAUAUCCAUUGUCUAUGAAGUCUUGGGCUCUGAGGGAGAAAAGUAUGAAACUGGCAUUGCAUAUGGACCACGCCUCACGAAGAUCUUGGCUCGAAUGGAUCUAGAAACGGGGAAAUGGGUUCAACGAAAUGCGGAUAAUUUUGCCCUGUUUGCCACGGCGAAACAUGUCCAAAAAGCCCUCGGUAACAUUUAUCCACACUACCCAGUCGUUGCCGAGAGAGCGGAGAUCCCCCCUGACCUUCCGCCUCCUCAACUUACUACUUUCACUAGGACCAGCAACGGUGCCGUGUUCGAUUAUUCGCCCGGUGUGAAUGGUACAUAUUGCGGACCAGGCGACGUGGACUUGACCAAGAGGCGUCUAAUAUCGGACUCGACUUAUCCAGCGGCAUACAGGAAAGAGAAAGCGCUAAAAAUCGAAGCUCUCUGGCCAUCUUCGGAAUUAAAGGGCAAAAACCUGAAGAUUCUCCCGCUUGGUGGUACAAUAGCCCCAAGCAGCUCCCCCAAGAAAUACUCAAUCACUUUUGGCUACGGAAGCAGCCACGGGAAUGGAUAUCGAGGGGAGCUAUUGGGAAAGCUCUCCGGGAACUUUGUCGAUAUGAUUGGUUCUGUGAAGUCCGGGAACAUGGCUGACAAUGAUAAUGAAGGGCAUAGUGGCGCCGUUAUCGACGGCAUUGCAUCGCACACCGGAGCUUACAGCCAGAAGCCCAAUAUUGUUCUUCUUCAUGCAGGAACAAACGAUAUGAACAAUCCUACUUCGCCCAAUACGGCGCCGGCCCGUCUAGGGAGCCUGAUUGACCAGAUUCUCAGAGCCUGCCCAGAUGCUGUUGUCCUGGUGGCUCUGAUUAUCCCAGCGACUAAUGCGGAUACCAAUGGUCGCAUCAAUCUAUAUAACGACGAGGUUGCCUCGAUUGUCAAAUCUCGUUUUAGAAGCGGGAAGCAUGUCCUUCUUGUUGAUAUGAACUCCAUGCUCACAGACUCGCAUCUUGGAGAUGGGCUACAUCCAAACGAUGAAGGCUAUAGCGUUAUGGCCGACGCAUGGUUCCGACAUAUCAAGAUCGCAGAAGGUUUGGGCUGGAUCAAAACAGCUUCUAAUACCAAACCUCGCGAAGAAUGUCCACGCCUGCCCACCUGGAUAGAGCAAGGACAGAUUGCAAAUGGCGCAGGGUUAGGUGGUGAUACUCCUAACAUCGUAGCCUGUGGCGUAUCAUCAGUCCACUCAUCGAAUUGCGUUUGCUUUGACCGAGUUACUAAUACGACUUAUAACUUCGACCAAGGAUCACCACCAGACUGUCCAAACUUUUUUAGAACCCAUGCAGUCCGUUUUGCCGACCUAAAUGGAGAUGGGAGAGAUGAGUAUCUCUACGUGGACUCCCGCGGGGCGGUCACCGCAUUCCAAAAUCUUGGGUGGAAAUACGUGAAUGGUACCACCGGUACCGUCACUUGGUGGCCGAAGGGUAAGAUUGCCGCCGGCGUUGGGACAUUAAACUGGCAGAUUCACUUUGCGGACAUCAACGGGGAUGGCCGUGCCGACUAUCUUUCAGUGGAACCGGACGGCUCUGUGAAGAUGUGGCUCAACGUCUUGGAUGACCCAUCCGACAUCUCCAAAAUCACCUGGGUGCAGCAGGGCACCAUCGCAACGGGAAUAGGGAAACCCGGGGUUGGAGUCCGAUUUGCUGAUAUCAAUGGCGACGGCAGAGCAGAAUAUCUGUAUGUUGACCCGGUAGGAGCCGUCACUGCUUAUCUUAACGCCGGAUUUACCUACGGCAACAACAAGGAUGGGACGGUGGUCUGGAUUCCACAGGGUUUGAUAGCCACCGGAGUUGGGCCUGGCAGACGUGAGGAUAUCAUCUUUACAGACAUCAAUGGCGAUGGGCGCGCUGACUACCUGUGGACUGGUGAGCGCGGAUCUGUGAAACUCUGGCAAAAUCUAGGAGGCCCGGACAAUGGGCCGAACGCUGCCAAAGUUACGUGGUGGGAACGUGGCUUAAUUGCUUCUGGAUCUACUACAUAUUCCAAUGAAAUCGUAUUUGGCGAUGUGACUGGCGACGGACGAGCAGAUUACCUGUGGCCCGACCUUAAAACGUCAGCAGUGAAAGCUCGACAAAAGGACGGGAUCACUUCCGUGGAUAUUUAUAGGGAGAAUACGAUGUUGAUAGUAUUGUACUACAUCGUUGUAUAUAUGCAAAUGGUUCAAUUGACAGGAUCACUGCAGCAAGUGAAGCAAUCCGAUACAUCAUUAGAAGACAAUAGCAUAGUAUAG
This is a messenger RNA of Microsporum canis CBS 113480, 3000 nucleotides long. RefSeq names its product FG-GAP repeat domain-containing protein. Gene Ontology annotation, molecular function: metallopeptidase activity; phosphatidylcholine lysophospholipase A1 activity. The coding region runs from base 1 to 3000 and encodes 999 amino acids. Lineage: Eukaryota; Fungi; Ascomycota; Eurotiomycetes; Onygenales; Arthrodermataceae. The transcript has 10 exons. The record is from RefSeq and is a predicted model, not a curated record.